CAUUCAUGGCAUCUGCAAUCGCGUUUGCUCAGUCUCAUAACGGGCAUAACAUUGUUAAGUAUUGUCGUAUAUGGAAAUACGAUGAAUAAAGUACAGCUCUAAAGUUAGUCUGAAAGCUCCUUGGACGUUGCUUUUGUUUCGUCCGCAAAACAGCUUAACCCACAUAGCUCGCAUCAGUAGUUGCAUCAAUAAUAGUAAUGUUGUCAAAACAAAGAAAUAUUUUGGGAACUUAAGGAGACUUCCGAUACAUUAAAAGCAAAAGAUUGUGACAACAUUUAGGCGGAGGAAUAGGCUGCAGCACCGUCUGCGCAGACAGAGCAGACAGCUGCUUUGAAACUCAUUUACACAGGAGCAUGGCUAAGACCUGGGAUAACUUUUUCUUCUCUCUACUCGAUUACAAGACCGAGAAAUUUGUCAUCGCUAAAAACAAAAAGGUCGGAGUUCUGUUCAGACUCUUUCAGCUGGGGGUGAUUGGAUAUCUGAUCGGGUGGGUUUUUCUUUGGAAGAAAGGGUAUCAGGAGACAGAGGAAGUCAUUCAGAGUUCAGUGAUCACCAAACUCAAGGGUGUAGAUCUCACCAACAGCUCUCAGUUUGGUCUGCAGCUAUGGGGUGCAGAGGACUAUGUUAUUCCCCCACAAGGGGACAGAGUCUUCUUUAUUGUGACAAAUUAUAUAGUGACACUCAACCAAAAGCUGGGUUACUGCCCUGAGAGCCCUAAAGUGCCAGAUGGUUUGUGUACUUAUGACGAUGAAUGUGUGGAAGGGGAAUCUGUCAUAGCAGGCCAUGGAGUGAAGACAGGCCGCUGUAUAAACGACACAGGAACGUGUGAGAUUCAUGCCUGGUGCCCUGUUGAGCAUGGCCAGACACCAUCGGAGCCAAUGCUGGCAAAGGCAGAAAACUUCACAAUCUAUAUAAAGAACUUCAUCAAGUUUACAAAAUUUGCCUUCUCCAAAGCGAAUAUCCUGCCUACCACCAACAGCACAUAUCUGAAGAUGUGCAGAUAUGAUAAGGAGCACCAUCCCUAUUGUCCCAUCUUUCGUGUGGGAGAUUUGAUUAACUGGACCGGAUACAGUUUCCAGGAUUUGGCAACAAAGGGUGGUUCAGUUGGAAUUGGAAUUGAAUGGAAUUGUGAUUUGGAUAAAGAUGAAUCUCAGUGCAACCCUGAAUAUAGCUUCACACGCUUAGAUUCUUCUAGAAACUCUGACAUUUCGGGUUACAACUUCAGAUUUGCACGAUACUACAGUGAUACAGCAGGUCAAACCUAUCGGAAUCUAUUUAAAGUCUAUGGCAUUCGCUUUGACAUAUUAGUUAAUGGAAAGGCUGGGAGAUUCAGUAUUGUUCCUACAGUGAUCAACAUUGGCUCUGGGCUCGCUUUAUUUGGUGCUGGGAUUUUUGUCUGCGACAUGAUUCUGCUCUACAUGAUGAGUAAAAGCUCCUUCUACCGAGAGACAAAGUUUGAGGCAGUCACAAAAAAGCAAUCUGGAAAGCACAGCGAGAGAAAGCAAGUACGACACCACAGUCACCAUCGCCACGAUGGGCGGCAUAAGAGAGAGGAGAAACAGGAAACAGAGAUGCAGCCAUUGAAAUCAGUGUCAUGCGUGCCCAAUAACAAGCCAGAGAGAGAGAUUCAGCCCACAAGCUCAGCACUCAAAACCCACAGCUCUGAGAGAAGGCCACAGGGCACAGUGUCGUUCAGGACUCAGCACACUUCAGAAAAACUUGUUUCUCCUGUUUCCACCCUAAAAACACCACGCAACCAGUAGAGGAUUUUUUCAAAUUCUGAAUCCCAUUGGAUUUACUGUGAAUGCAGUGUUGGGAAGAUGAGUUCGGAAAUGUAAUAGGUUGCAGAUUACAAGUUACCCUAUUUAAAAUGUAACAAGUAGUGUAACUUUUACAAUUAUUUGAAAACAAGUAAUGUAACUUAUUACAUGUGAUUGCUUAUCGAUUACUUUUCUAAAUUUCGAAUGUUUUUAACUGUUAAUCACUUUCAAACGUGUGAACCAGGCAGGGUUAACAGUAGUACUCAACACAGAUGACUGUCAGACUUUCCAGAUCCUUCAUCACUUGAAUUAAGAUGAUAGUGUUUUAAUUUUAAAGGAGACAUUGGAUGCAAAAUUCACUUGUACAUGGUGUUUACAUAUAACUAGCCUAUGUCUUAGCAGUGUGUGGACAAAACCACCCUACAGUGAUAAAAAUCCAUUCCACUUUCUUUUUUUUUAAUCCCCCAAAGCCUAAACGGUCUCAAUAAUCAAGUCGUUUUGCAGCAUGUCGUAUUACUCAGGCCCCUCAACCUCUAAAGCACUGUGCAGUAUUAUCACAUUUUCGCCCUUGGCCAGUUGUACAAAGUUAAUCAUUUUCAGCUGUAGUGACAAUGUCUUUAAACAACACAGGUAAUAUUUGACUGCACUAAUAAUUCCUCUGAACAAGGAACAAUUUAAGGCAGGUUUUGUUAAAAAGUAAAAAACAAAACAAAAAAAACCCCUCUAAGAAUAGACCAGUACCCAAAAAAGUGAAAUCCAAAAGUAGAAGAAUAACUAUACAUAAACCCACUUAGGAAAUAAAGGCAUUAUUGAACAAGCAUGUCCUAAAGUCCUGAAACAUUAGUAUUUCAUAUUUUAGAGCAGUCAAUCAGAAGAAAUCA
Molecule: messenger RNA, 2641 nt
Organism: Puntigrus tetrazona (Sumatra barb)
Lineage: Eukaryota; Metazoa; Chordata; Actinopteri; Cypriniformes; Cyprinidae
Gene: p2rx5
Product: purinergic receptor P2X, ligand-gated ion channel, 5
Exons: 12
Coding region: 354-1763 (469 amino acids)
Biological process (GO): monoatomic cation transmembrane transport; response to ATP
Cellular component (GO): plasma membrane; nuclear inner membrane
Molecular function (GO): purinergic nucleotide receptor activity; extracellularly ATP-gated monoatomic cation channel activity
Source: RefSeq, a predicted model, not a curated record